UUUACGUCAGUUCGAACCGAAGUUUUGUCACGACUGGGCCAUUUCCCAGAACAUGGGUUCUUCGUUGUUCCGGCCUAUGCAGCCUAACAAGUUCGACGAUCCUCCGGUGGCCGCUCCCCCCGCUCCCCCAGAUGCGUCCGAAGCGCCGACCUCCCCAGAGCAAGCGCCCUUGUUUAAUAACUGCUGGAGUUGCCGGGUGCUCUCCGGGUCGGGACUGAUAGGGGCAGGCCUUUACGUGUACUUGGUGGCGCGGAAGCCUAUGAAGCUCGGAUAUGCUCCGGGUCCAGGCCCUAUUGCCCAGAUGGUCAUCGGCAUCAGCAUUGCUUGUUGGGGUAUAGUUAUCCUGGCAGACCCUAAAGGAAAGGCCUACCGGGUUGUUUGAAUGAACAAUGAACUUGUCACCUCUUACCACUGGACCCAUUACACAGGAAGCAUGGGAUUUGUGGUUGUUCUGGACAGACGUGUGGAGGAGCUUUGUCUUCACUAUUGGGAAUACUACAAGACUGAAAAACAAUGAAAACAUUGGUUGUCAUACCUUGACUGUGAGUGUGGCUUUCUUGUCAGGUUUCAGAGGGAUCAAUAAAUCCCUUAGAGAAGAAAAUGAUUCUGUGUCCUAUCUGGGGAAGGAGGGUAUAAUUUAAAUUUUACUUAAAUAUAAUUGAAUUUAGUUAAAUUAUGAUUUGUUAAUAUUAAAAUGAAGGAAAUGAUAAGCCAAUAGGAAAAUGAGCUAUUUUAUUUCCUAAUUAUAGUUCUUUUUAUCCUGUAAUUGGAUUAACACCUGUUAUCAGCCUAACCCUUGAUAAACACAUGAAACUAGAUCUGAAUACUCCUUAUGCUUUCCGAGGUGUUUUUAAAUUCAUCAUUUCAUGAGAGCUUCAUUGCUAAUCUGACUUUUUUAUUGAUAAGCCUUAAAACAAUAAUCCAAGUGAUUUGCUCAGGGUUAUUCAGAAAAUCAGUGCUGUAUCUAGUACUUGUUUUUGUCUGGUUUUCCUGUUCUAGUCUUUCAGAACUAGAAUGGUACAAGGAGUCAAGAAUCACUUUGAUGAAACAACCAUAAAUGUCAAUAUACAAUGAAAGAUUUGAAUGCCAUAAUAAAAUUUAAGAAAAAUUCAAAACUUUUAGUAAAAAAACAUCCUUUGAUUUCUUUUCAUAAGAACAAGAAAUAUUUGUAAUGGAAUUGAGAAGUUUUUGAGAUAAAAACUCAAAAUUAGUUCAUUUCUAAGAAAACGUUUCACUUGCUCCCGUUGGGUUUUUUCUUUCUGUUUUGUUUUAUUGGUUUCCCACCCCCUCUAGAUACUGUGGCUUCUCCAUAAAGUUAUAUGUAGCUUUUUUCAAAGCAGAAAGAUAUUCUCAAAUUCAGCUGCUACUCAUAGUGCAUAUGUUUUGAAAGACCUGUUAAGCAGGUAGUACUUUUAAGGCUUUUACUUAGCUUUGUAUAGAAGUACCUAAGUCUGUGAAGUCUUGUGGUGACAUCAAGACUCUUAUAAAGUGUGUACAUCCUGAUCACUAUAUGAGUAGUACUAUAUAUGUAUUAAGCAAUUGAGAUGGAAGACAUUUCAAACAACGUAAAGUAGACAGCAAGUUAUUCUUUAUGUAAAGUGUACAAUUCUGUUAUAAGAUGAUAAUGAAUAUAGAAGUUUUAAGUUGGAAAGGAUUUAGAAACCAACAAAGCACGUGAUACACGGUCAUUUAUCCCCUAAAAUACCUAUGAAUCAAAUUGCCCCUACUUUAGAAGGCUAGUCAUUCUAUUGAUGGACAACCAUACUUAGAUUAAGCCAAAAACACAUAAUUCCAAUUCACUGAUUUUGACUUGACCUAUUGUAGAAAUAGCAUAAAUCUUAAACUAAUAUAUAGGUAGAACUUGGAGGUUUGCUGUUUGGGUCUAGACCACUACAGUAAAAUGAGUCAGAUUUUUGGUUUCCCAGUACAUAUAAAGUGUGUUUACACUACAUUGUAGUAAGUACAGUGACAAAUGCACAACAGCAUGUCUGAAAAACUGUUAUAUUUAAAAGAUUAUUGCUAAAAGAUGCUUAUGAUCACUUGAGUCUUCAGUAAGUUCUAAUCUUUUUGCUUGUGUAGAGUCUUAAUUUAGUGUUCAUAGCUGCUGAGUUAUUGUGGUAAUCGCUAAAUGCAAUUUUCUUAAAAUAAGACUUCUCUGUAGUGUGCAGUGUUGUUUAGUAGCAUUUUACUUAGAGUAGAACUUCUUCAGGUUUGAGGUCAAACCCUGCUGCUGUUUUAUCAAUUGAGUUUAUGUGAUACUCUGAACCCCCUUAUUGUCAUUUCAACAAUGUUCAUUCAUAGCAUCUUUACCAUAGAUUCCAUCACAAGGAACCAUUUUAUUUGAUCAGCCAUGAGAAGGAACUCCUUGUUAAAAGUUUUAUUAUGAUAUUCAAUCACAUCUACAGGUUCCAUUGCUAAUACUAGUUCUUGGUAUUUUCAAUACAGCCACAGUUACUUCCUCCACUGAAAUCUUGAACCCCUCAAAAUUGUUCAUGAAGGUUGGAAUAGACUUCUUCCAAAUGCCAGUUCAUUUUGAUACUUUAGCCUUCUCUAAGUCACAGAUAUUCUUAAUGGCAUUGAGGAAUGGUGAAUCCUUUCCAGAAGAUUUUCAACUUUCAUUGCUCAAAUCCAUCAAAGGAAUUGUUGCCUUCAACACAUGUAACUUCAUGAUAUGAAAGUCUUAAGUAAGAUUUGAAAGUCAAAAUUAUUCCUUAACGUGUGGGCUGCAGACAGGAUGUUGUAUUAAGAGAUAUGAAAACAAAUUUGUAUAUCUCUAUUGGAGCUCUUGGAUUACCAAUUGUAAUGUCAAUGAGUGGUGAUAUUUUGAAAGGAAUCUUCAUGAGCUGUAGAUCUUGACAGUGGGCUUUAAAAGAUUAAGUAAACUAUGUUGUAAGCAUAUGUGCUGGUAUCCAGUAAUAUUCCAUUUACAGAGCACAACAGAUUUAGUAUAAUUUCUAUGGCCCCUUGUAUGUUCAGAAUAGUAAACAAGUGUUAAGUUUCAACUUAAAGUUACCUGUAUUAACCCUUCACAAGAAAUUCAAUCUGUACUUUGAAGCCAGGCAUUGGCUUUUCCAAGCUAUGAAAGUCCCUGAUGGCAUCUUUUUCUAAUAUAGGGUUACUUGGUCUGCAUUGUAAAUCUGUUGUUUAGUGUAGCCACUAUCAAUAAUCUUAGCUAGAUCUUCUGGAUAACUUGCUGUAGCUUCUGCAUUAGCAAUUGUUUUUCAGUGUGAAUUUUGAUGUUAUGAGAUGCUGACUUUUCUUAAACCUGAGCCAGUCUGCUAGUUUCAGAGUUUUCUUCUGCAGCUUCCCAUCAGCUUCCAUAGAAUUGAGAAAUAGGGUCUUGGUUUAGAUUAGGCUUUGUUUUAUGGAACAUAACUGGUUUAAUCUGUCCAGAAAACUAAAACUUUUCUCCUUAUAGCAACAAGGCUGUUGAAUUUUUUUUACUUUUACAUUCACCACGACAGCACUUUUAAUGUCCUUUGAGAAUUUUCCUUUGCAUUCACAACUUGGCUAACAGUUUGGUGCAAGAUGGCCUAGCUCUGUGCUUAUUUGGUCUUUUGACAUUCAUUGCUCCCCAAACAUAGUCAUUUCUUUUUAAUUUGGUAUAAAGUGAGAGAUAUGUGGUUCUUCAUUUUUCUUUAACACUUAAAGCCCAUUUUAGGUUUAUUAGCCUAACUUCAAUAUUGUUAAUUAAAAUUUUACAAAAGCAAAAGUGUUUUUCCAAGUAUAUUUGCCUACUCACCAAAUAUAUUUAGUUCUUUGUGACUUGGAGCAAUUUAAUUGGGUAUGAGCAAAGUAUCAUCCUAUAACAUCUAUAGGCAGUUAAGUGGGAAGUAGUGUAAGAAAAGGUCAGAAUUUGGACUUAAAAUGUAGUUUUUUCAUCUUUUGAAAUAUACACCAAAAUUUUAUUUCUGUCAGUGUUAAGCCAGAAGUUCUAGUUUAUUUUAAAUAUGAGUCUCUUCUCAGAGGUUUCAGGGAAAAAAUGUCAUCACCCUAUUUCUCAAUGUAGGAAAUUCACUUAGUUCCCCCAUUAUCUUCCCUUGUGUUGAGAAUUAGAUGGGGGUAAGCAGAAUAAACAGGCUCAAGAAUCAAUGUAUUAUUACUCAGUAAUAUAAAAAUACUGAUUAACUAUGAUUUAUAGGCUUUACAAUCUCUAUACAGCAUGGAAAUAAGAAUCUAUAAAGGUUCAUAAUUCUUGAAUAAGGAGAGAAGAGAAAAAUUAGUAAUUAAAAAUGCACAUAAACAUUUAUUUGGAACCCAGAAACCAAAAUGUAAACACUGAGGUUUUUAUGAGUGUCCAAGAUAUCUAUUAGCUCAAUCUUUACAUCAUGGAUAUAAACUUUGGCAGCUUGAGAUAAUCAAGAACAUCACCAUUUUUUAGGUGUUCACUAAUCUGGAGUCUGAACAGCUAGCAAUGUGUGUGAAUAUAUUAAAAGUCCCAAACUUAGAUAGACUCUCAAGGAUCUUGGUAGGUGGGUGUGUCCGAUGAGGAAUAUCUUUUUUCGUAGGCCAAUGGAUGAGACAUGUUGCUUGCAACCCUAGAGUAUACCAAAUGCAGGCCAAUCUCAGACAUUCUGGAAUUCUACCUGGCUGAGACUAGUUGCAGAAACAACUGUUUCUGAAAGCCCUCGAUGUUGAGCAUAUCAAUCAUGAUUUGUACUUCACAUCCACCCUCAGCUUAACAUUUGUUCCUUUCUCCUUUUUAUUACCAGUUCCUCUGCCUUACCAUGUCUGAAGCAGGGGCAUCCUGAAAAAAGCCAGUUGACAACAAAAUAUAUUGCUUUUAAAUAUAUAUCAGGGCAAGCAUAUGUUCAAGUACCCCCUCAAACUAGACUUGGCCUCAACUGAUAUAUCACUAGGGCUACAUUGAUUAAACUUGACACUUCUCAAAUCUUGAUGAAAGAAAUAGUAAGCAAUUUUGAGUUGAAAAACU
This is a messenger RNA of Urocitellus parryii (Arctic ground squirrel), 4933 nucleotides long. It is a transcript of the gene Dmac1, whose product is annotated as distal membrane arm assembly component 1. The record is from RefSeq and is a predicted model, not a curated record. NCBI's taxonomy places the organism in Eukaryota, Metazoa, Chordata, Mammalia, Rodentia, Sciuridae.